Messenger RNA from Suillus paluster, 600 nucleotides. RefSeq lists its product as uncharacterized. The record is from RefSeq and is a predicted model, not a curated record. Bases 139 to 600 code for a protein of 153 amino acids. Gene Ontology annotation, biological process: transmembrane transport. Gene Ontology annotation, cellular component: membrane. The transcript has 2 exons. Gene Ontology annotation, molecular function: ABC-type transporter activity; ATP binding. Lineage: Eukaryota; Fungi; Basidiomycota; Agaricomycetes; Boletales; Suillaceae.
GUUCUCAGCCAGGACAAGAGCUGGUUUGACCAUCCUGAGAACGGUGCAGCCAAGCUUACCCAAGUCAUCGUGAAAGAUGGGGAUGAUGCACGUACGCUGAUCGCUGUGGUGUUAGGCCAGAUCGUUGCUGUUGGCACGAUGAUGACUGUUAGACUUGUCUGGGCUAUGGCUUGGGGGUGGCAGUUGAUGCUUGUUGGGCCUGUUUUUGUUGGAGUUAUGGGUCUGCAGACGGGUUUGAUGGCCAAGUGCGAGGUGCGCAAUAAGAGGGCUCGUGAGGAGGUUGCGAGGGUGUACUACGAGUCGAUUCUCAAGGUCCGUGGUAUUCGCGCUAUGCCUCUUGAACCUGUUCUUCAGGCUCAAUUUGACAAGGCUGCUUCACAGUGUCUUUCCACUGGUGUACACGGUGCAUUCGUCGAGGGGUGUUCUUAUGGUGUAGCCAGUGCUCUCAUCUACUUAGCCGAAGCGCUUCUCUUCUACGUCGGCACUGUCCUCAUCGCCAAGGGCACAUACACAUACCUCCAAAUGUGCCAAGUCCUCAACCUCGUCGUGUUCACCGUCUCCAUUGGCUCGACACCCUCAUCGGGGAGAACGCAUCUCUAG